AUGGUCAACUUCAGUGACGAGUUUCAGCUGAGUCGCUGGUUCAACUCCAGCUCAAGCAACAGCGCCCAUGCAACAGACAGCGAAGAUGGAGAUGCUGCGUGCUUAACAGAUGAUGCGAUGAUGCAAUCAUCAAGUCUAUCCACAACUGAAUGUUUCGUUUGUCACUUGCUUAACCCUGAAUAUAUGUCAACAAAUACAGCAAAAAAGGCACCACCUGUGCCCGUUUGCUCCAUGGAAUGUGAAGCUAAAUAUUUAGAAAUGAAGGGAAUGCGACCAUCAAGUGAUUCGAAGAAUAUGGAUCCGAAUCAUUGUUUUAUAUGCCAAUCAUUUGAUCCAGAAUAUUUAUUCGCUACUCGUACUGUAAUGAUACCAAUAUGUAGUAAAGAAUGUGAAAAGGCUUUACUUCGUCGGAAGAAACAACGUGUAACUACGGAUACGGAUGGUAGUACAUUGAUCAAACGCUCCAAGGAGGAGAACAUGGAGCCUGCUAAGCGUCAACGUCGCGCGCUUAAUUUCUUAGGCGAUCAGCUGCCUGAUAGCUCGAAUGGCAAAGGAUACAAAAGCUGGUGGCUUGGCGCUCUUGCCUUUUACGAUUUCGUCUAUCAGCGCCACGGAAUGUGGCAUAGCUACUCGAUUAGCAAUGACUUGCCGCGUGUUGACCCGUGUCUGAUAAAGUUUGCAACUUGCAAUAUUUAUCGCGAGCUGGACCGUAGUACGGCAUAUCUUCGAAAGCAUGUGCUUCGAUGGCAACAAGCUCAUCAAGGACGCUUAGGUCUGCGUGAAGUUCUGUGGAUGGCAGUGGUAUUUAGGUAUUGCAAUAAGCUGGAAACUUUUCACAAGCUUAAAGGCAUUCCCAGCUCGGAAGACUAUUCUCACUUUACAAAGCGUCUGCUUGCAGUGGCUAAGCGCACGGAUACUAGCAGUAUUCUGGCAGGCAACCGUGAGCUUACGGUGGAUACUUAUUUAGAGACACUGGAGGUGUUUUUGCAAAAUAUUGAUGAAACGACGUUAUUGGUGAAGAAGUGCAGCACAUCUAAGGCCAUCUUUGAUACUCUCCGCAAGUUCCAAAACAACAAGCUUGGGUCGUUUACGUGCUGGCAGGUUGUCUGCGAUUUGAUGGAGCUCCAUAUGCUGCCCGAGGAAGUCAUCACGGAUGAAUUUAUAUGGCUUACCCUGGACGCGAGGAAAAGCCUUGUGCAAAUAUUUGGCAAAAGCCGCGCGCGUCCAUCAGAGUACAUUGCUCUCGCGCGACUGCUGCAACAGCGCCAGCUCCAAGGGUUUAAGGCACUUCAGGUGAAUUUUCCGUUCUUUAUGGACCAAAAGCUAGAUUUGAAAAACAUUGGACACGCACUGCACAGCUUUCAGGUGUAUCGCAACAUGAAACUAAUUGAGAAUAAGCAAACCCACAAGCAGGAGCCAGGAACGUCGCAACCUGCGGUGUAUAGCUCGCGUACGUACAUGAUGGACUCGGAGAACUGCGAGGUCUGUUCGCACCCGGACAAUGAGGACCAGUUGGUGCUGUGUGACAUGUGUCAGCGCAUGUUUCAUAAGUAUUGCAUUAACAUGGAGGAGCUGCCUCCGGCUUCUUGGGUGUGCACUGCGUGUAAGAAGCUGCAAAACUAUCCACUUGAAGGUCUUGUCGUGGAGCAAGAAGUUAUCUCGAUUGAUUGA
This is a messenger RNA of Peronospora belbahrii, 1671 nucleotides long. NCBI's taxonomy places the organism in Eukaryota, Oomycota, Peronosporomycetes, Peronosporales, Peronosporaceae. The record is from the annotation of a GenBank genome assembly.